Messenger RNA from Austrofundulus limnaeus, 616 nucleotides. It is a transcript of the gene haus1, whose product is annotated as HAUS augmin-like complex, subunit 1. Gene Ontology annotation, biological process: centrosome cycle; spindle assembly. Gene Ontology annotation, cellular component: cytosol; HAUS complex. NCBI's taxonomy places the organism in Eukaryota, Metazoa, Chordata, Actinopteri, Cyprinodontiformes, Rivulidae. The record is from RefSeq and is a predicted model, not a curated record.
CUGCUCAUCUUCAGGAGGUSCUGCUCCAAGGAGUCGGCCUGUCCUCUGCCAGUUUGUCCAAACCGGCUGCAGACUACGUGUCUGCCUUGGUGGACAACGUCAUGGUGCUGGGAGUGAGAGACACAUCACUGGCCAGUUUGAUGCCAGCAGUCAACAACCUCACAAGUGAACAUCUGAAAGCAGAAAAGUCAAACGAACAACUCGAGMGAGAACUACGGGCGCUCAGAAAGCGGCUUGGUGCAACUCUGAUGCUGCGGGGAACCUUACAAGAAGAUAUUGAGAAAACGAUCAAAUUUGAAACGGUGGAGAGCGCCAAAGCAGAGGAGAGGAUGCUCAACAUGGAUUUUGUGACGGCAAAAGCCAGAGAGCUCAGUAACCAUCGGGAGAGAUCUGAGGCUCAACUUGUAGCCAGGAAGAUGGACAAGUCUAUUACCCACCAGGCCAUUGUGCAGCUCUCUGAGGAAGUCGGUGCGCUGAAAAACCAAAUAAUGCCCCUGAAAAAGAAACUGGAGCCCUACAUGGAUCUGAGUCCUAGCCCAUCUCUGGCAGUAGUGAAAAUAGAAGAAGCAAAAAGAGAACUUGCGGCACUUGAUUCCCAACUUGAAAAAAAUACGGA